ACAAGGACAUCAUCUGCUUCUUUUUUUUUUGCACUAACCUCAACUUCUUCACAGCGCGGCGCGUCUGUCUCUUCUCUCAUGAGGCUUUAGAUAGAUCUUAGGGUACAUAUUCAUUCAUAUUUCUGGGGCUUUCCUUUGGUCUGUGUGCUUUCCACCGUUGCGCGUCUGUGAAUUUAUCACUCGUAUCACAUGCUGAUGGGCUUCGUGCGCAGGUUGAUUUGAGCCUCUUUUUAUUUCUACUCCGUUUUCCAUAUUCAAGCCACUAAUGGACACACCGAAGGAUUAUUUCUGCUUUAGACCUCUCGACAUGAGAUGAAACCCAGAGGAGAUGUUAUAUAUACCAAAUAACGCAAAGAAGAGGACGCGCUAUUUCGGCACAUGAAGAAUUUUGCAUAUGGACACACAUGACAUGCGCCGAACAGACAGUAGAGGCAAAUAUAUACGAUUUUUAUUAACCUUUAGCUGAUUAUUGCUCAGAAUGCUUGAACUGUAAGCCAUUUUACUUGAAUUUCAAAUAUAUGCACUGUUAUAGGGAAUGCGGGCAUGCUGAUUUAUAUAUUGUGUGAUGGAUUUUGCUACCAUGCAGUAUAGGUAAAGUGUUAUAGUGAACAUUAAUAGAGCUUAUAUUAAAUACUAUUUUCCUUUAGCACGCUAUUUAUGGUGGUAAAUUAAACCCAUUAACACAUCAAUGCCUGACAUUGGAAUAUGUGCGUUAUAGCAUGAUAAUCUUCCUCCUGGGCUAAUGUCGGAAUAUGUUUGUUUGGCACAAUUUGUUAAUUGGCAUUAGUAGUUUAUUAGCCUUAAUUUAGAAGAGGAAAAAAAAGCCCGGAUACUUCAGAGACCAUAAGCAGCUUAAGGUUAACAGCAGCUAUAGCAGGUGGCACUUUGCAUUGUGCAUUCUAGCCUCUAAGUGGCUUUUAUUAUAGCAAUUAUUACAGUAUUUCUGGGGUAAUGGACACCAGUAAAAUGGAUGAUGGCUCGUCUAGCGAUAGCAUGGAGAUGGAGAUCAUGCCUGGCUACAUGGAGCUCACCUCCAGAGCAUAUUCAGUCGUAUUUAGUGCCUUUAUGGACUGUAAAGACUGCGGGCUGGAGUUGUCCAUAAGGACAUUGCUGGAUCACGCAUACAUAACUUGGAUGGAGAUCUUCAUGCUGUUCCUCUGCACUGUCAUGUGGACGAAAGUGCGCAAGGGACUGACCGUGUACUUCUUUGAGCCAUUUGGACAGUGGUGUCGUAUUCAACCAAAAGAUGUCUCAAAGAUGCCGGAGAGUGCGUGGAAGCUGGUCUUCUACACAAUGUCCUGGUCAUACAGCACUUACCUUUUAUUUUUCACCAGCUAUUCCUUCUUUCAAAACCCUCCAUCUGUAUUUUACGACUGGAAGAGCGGGAUGUCUGUACCCACAGAUAUUGCGAUAGCUUACCUGAUUCAAGGCAGCUUCUAUGGCCACUCUAUAUACGCCACCGUCUACAUGGACGAAUGGAGGAAGGACUCGCUUGUCAUGGUGGUACAUCACUUCAUCACUCUGGCUCUGAUCACAUUCUCCUAUGCCUUCAGAUACCACAAUAUCGGCAUUCUCGUCCUCUUUCUUCACGACAUCAAUGAUAUCCAGUUGGAGUUCACCAAGAUUAAUGUUUACUUCAAGACCCGGGGAGGGAAGGAGUACUUCAUCAAUGAUGUCCUGUCCAACAUGGGCGCCGUUAGCUUCAGCAUCACAUGGUUUUGGUUUCGUUUGUACUGGUUCCCUCUCAAAGUGUUGUGGGCCUCCUGCGUCACCAGUAUCCAGUCGGUUCCCAACAUCCCUUUCUACUUCUUCUUCAACAUGCUCCUGUUUGCCCUGCUCCUCAUGAAUAUCUACUGGUUCCUGUUCAUCGUGCUGUUUGUGGCGAAGGUCCUGACUGGCCAGAUGAAGGAGGUAAAUGACGUUCGGGAGUACGAUGAAGACGACCUGAAGGAGAGAAAAGACAGUAGUGAUGAGGCCUCUGCUGAAGGGAAACACGUGCAGAACGGAAUCAACAAGAAACAACAAUGAGCAGGUGCUGCCACCUGCAGGCACUGAACAAUGACUGCAAGGUACUUAUGUGACCUAGUUUGAUUCUAACCUCAGACCGCCAAUGUGCUUGAAGAGUCAUACUGAAAACAUACAAGAAGAAACAAACGGACCAUCGUCUACUGUCUACUGUUUUUAAAAUUCCAUCAUGUUAUGAUAUAAUCCUAGCACUGUGAAUGUUAUUUGUCAUCCAUCUGAUAUUGUUUUGAAAAUGUUCUUUUGUUUUGUUAAAGGAGUGUGAUUUGGGUGCAAUUGUCAAUCAGGAGCUUGAGAUGGAAAUUAUUUCGAAAUAUCCGCCCAUGAUAUACAAACCUGUGGAUUAUGAAGUACAGCUAAUUUUGUGGUCAUCGCCUGGGACCCCAUUAUGUUUGAUUAUUCUUAUGUAUUUAUUUUAAUUCCAGGAGAAUUAAAGUGAAGUCAUUUAGAAAGGGUUAUUAUUACUUAUCUUGUAGUGGUGAGUAUUGGUGGAGUGGUUCUCAACUGGUGGGUUUGAAGGUCUGGAAAAUGGAGAAAGCAAUAUUAAAUGUAUAUAAUGAGACAUAAAAAACAAUCAUUAACAAAGUAUCAGAUAGUAACCCUGCUGAAAAAUCCAGCUUAAACCAGCCUAGGCUGGUUGGCUGGUUUUAGCUGGUUGACCAGCCUGGUUUUAGAGGGGUUUUGGCCAUUUUGGCCUGGUUUAAGCUGGACAUAGCUGGUUUUAGCUGGGCUCCCAGCCUGUCUAGGCUGGUCAAGCUGGUCAUCUCCCAGCCAGACCAGCUAAGACCAGCCUGGAAAUGGCCAAAACCCCUCUAAAACCAGGCUGGUCGACCAGCUGAAACCAGCCAACCAGCCUAGGCUGGUUUAAGCUGGUCUUUUCUGUAGGGAAGGAUAGUAUAAUUCACAAAUUCUUACCGUAUCUUGUUGAGUUGUUUGCAAACAAAGCGCAGAACAUCAAAUCGCUAACAGUGAUAUUAUUUGGCAUAUCAAUACAUUACGUAGACAACAAUAAACAUGGGUUACAAGGAUAAAGAGCUUAAGGAACGAUUUGACUUUGUUUACCUGCACAUUUAGGCUCUAAAUAUUUUAAUCAUACAUAUAUUUAUGCAAAAUACUAUAUGACGUAGUAAUUUAAUGUAUAAAAAUUGAGUGACGCUUAAAACGAGAAAAAAAAUCUGCUAAUGGAGAAAGAAAACUAAAAUUGUUCCCAUUUAAGUUAAGAUUUCAUACUCCGUUAGUAGAUAUUUUUUAAAGUAAAAUAUAAUUUAAUUUUGAUACAAUUUGUCAGGUUUGAAUAGUUAUAGUAUAAUACAAAAACAAAAAUAAAGGAAAAUUAUUUGGGAACCACUGCACCAAUUAGCUUUCUUUUUUUAAACCAUCUGCUAAUCAUGUUUGUACAGUGUUAGCUAGUGUUUGAAUGUACAUGAUUGAAAGGGAAUAGUCUUUUCAAUCUUCGGAUUAGUUUAUAAAAAAUACUGCUUGCAUUGCUUAUGUGGGUUAAUUCCACGACCACUGCUGCAAUGGCAUAAAAUAAGCUAGCUUUUGAUUGGCUAAAAUAAUUAUACUCCAACAUCGUGUUUAUUUUAUGUGAAUAAAAAUCGACAACUUAGUCGUCUGUGCUCGUAAUGGACAAACAUUUGAACUUCCUACACAAAUUAAGAGUAUUUAUUCAGAUAUUGUAUUCAGGAAUGCAUGAGAUUUGAUAAUAUCUGCUGUAAUAGGGGAAUAAAUUCGAGUGGAAUCGAUUAUCCAGUUGUCAAUACUUGAAUUGUUGGUUUGCCUACUGUAUCAAAACAAAAUCUGUCGUGGAAAAAAAAGCUAAUCUUCACGUUCAGGUGCACAGAUAUGCUAACGAGCUGUCUUCCGUUCCGAAUGCUAGCGUGUGCUAAUGCUAACCGUUUCAUUUAUGUGUUUGAUUUGUUCAUGCAAAUAGUUUACUGGCACAUUUUUUUCCCUUUUAAUAUUCAUUGAAGCUGCUGCUGUUUUCGAUUUGCGCGCGUGAUUUAGGGAGUAGGAGGUAAAUUCCUUUCAGUUUCCUUACCUGGCAUUGUCAAACCACUGAAAAUAACGUAGUACUCGUGGAAAUCUUCGUUCUGUGGUAUUUCUGUGACAUUUAAACCCUAGUUUUGGCUCAUUAGCAGAGACGCUACUUAUUUUGUUAUGAUGACAGAAACGGACAUUAAACGCCACCAUACACUCCAUUGAUUAUGAAAAACGUCUUCUGUAAUUUGCUUAUUGUUUAUUAAUUUUAUGUAAGUCAGAAUGAGAGUUUGGAGAGGGGAAAUCUAGGAUAUAUUUAUAUAAAAGUGCCAAAAAUAUUUAUUAACCCCCCUGUGAGGCGGUGUGGAUUUGAGGUGUUUUUGGGGUGAUUUAUCAUCCAUGGGUUUAUCAAAAUGUUAAUUUAACAAUAGAAAAUUGCACUGUAAUUUCUUACUACUGUUUCAAUUUUCCUGUAUAAACUGUAUUUAGGAAAUAAAUUUAUACAGAUUAAUUUAACAUCGAAAAAUAAGUUAUUCAUUUUGUUUUGUCAUUUUUAUGGACCACUCAUUCCUGAUCAGACCA
Messenger RNA from Danio aesculapii, 4584 nucleotides. RefSeq names its product ceramide synthase 1 (gene cers1). The transcript has 7 exons. The coding region runs from base 952 to 2028 and encodes 358 amino acids. Gene Ontology annotation, biological process: ceramide biosynthetic process. NCBI's taxonomy places the organism in Eukaryota, Metazoa, Chordata, Actinopteri, Cypriniformes, Danionidae. The record is from RefSeq and is a predicted model, not a curated record. Gene Ontology annotation, cellular component: membrane. Gene Ontology annotation, molecular function: sphingosine N-acyltransferase activity.